This is a messenger RNA of Puma concolor (puma), 1740 nucleotides long. The record is from RefSeq and is a predicted model, not a curated record. NCBI's taxonomy places the organism in Eukaryota, Metazoa, Chordata, Mammalia, Carnivora, Felidae.
AUGGCCUUUGCCAUCUCCAUCAUGGAGAUACUGUCAACGGCAGCUGGUCAGGCCUUUUAUUGCUACAGGAGCUUCAUGGUCAAGAGGCGUCGAGGCCAGAUGCAGGCCUUGGAACUGCUGGGGGACAUUCUCAAGGACCGGCCUCAGGAGGCGGAUGGGAUUGACUCGGUGAUCGUGGUUGACAAUGUUCCUCAGGUGGGGCCCGACCGGCUGGAGAAGCUCAAAAACGUCAUCCAUAAAAUCUUUUCCAAGUUUGGGAAAAUCACAAACGAUUUUUAUCCAGAGGAGGAUGGAAAGACAAAAGGGUAUACGUUCCUGGAAUACGCCUCCCCUGCCCAUGCCUUGGACGCCGUGAAAAAUGCAGACGGCUACAAGCUGGACAAGCAGCACACAUUCAGGGUCAAUCUCUUCACUGACUUUGACAAGUAUAUGACGAUCAGCGACGAAUGGGAUAUUCCAGAGAAACAGCCCUUCAAAGACUUGGGAAACUUGCGUUACUGGCUCGAGGAGGCAGAGUGCAGAGACCAGUACAGUGUCAUCUUUGAGAGUGGGGACCGUACUUCUAUCUUCUGGAACGACGUGAAGGACCCUGUCUCCAUCGAGGAGAGAGCGAGAUGGACAGAGACCUACGUGCGCUGGUCCCCCAAGGGCACCUACCUGGCCACGUUCCACCAGCGAGGCAUAGCUCUCUGGGGGGGAGAGAAGUUCAAACAGAUCCAGAGAUUCAGCCACCAGGGGGUUCAGCUCAUUGACUUCUCGCCUUGUGAGAGGUACCUGGUGACUUUCAGCCCCCUGAUGGACACUCAGGACGAUCCUCAAGCCAUCAUCAUCUGGGACAUCCUGACCGGGCAGAAGAAGAGGGGCUUCCACUGUGAAAGCUCAGCCCAUUGGCCCAUUUUUAAGUGGAGCCACGAUGGUAAAUUCUUUGCCAGAAUGACACUCGACACGCUUAGCAUCUAUGAAACUCCCUCUAUGGGUCUUUUGGACAAGAAGAGUUUGAAGAUCUCUGGUAUAAAAGACUUCUCUUGGUCUCCCGGUGGGAACAUCAUAGCUUUUUGGGUGCCUGAAGACAAAGACAUCCCGGCCAGGGUGACCUUGAUGCAGCUUCCUACCAGACAGGAGAUCAGGGUCAGGAAUCUCUUCAAUGUGGUGGAUUGCAAGCUACAUUGGCAAAAAAACGGAGAUUACUUGUGCGUUAAAGUGGACAGGACCCCGAAAGGUACCCAGGGCGUCGUCACGAAUUUUGAAAUUUUCCGAAUGAGGGAAAAACAGGUGCCUGUCGACGUGGUGGAAAUGAAAGAAACCAUCAUAGCUUUUGCCUGGGAACCCAACGGGAGCAAGUUCGCAGUGCUGCACGGGGAGGCUCCUCGGAUAUCUGUUUCCUUCUACCACGUGAAGAACAAUGGGAAGAUUGAACUUAUCAACACCCUUCCCAAGGCGGGGGACUACAAGUGGAACGCGGGGACGACCCACUGCCUCCCGCGCCGCCUCACCUUCCUCGCUCACAUCGUCCACGAAGUCCUCGGGGAACUAGUGGAGAGAAGACGCACCAUGAUGGAAGAUUUCCGAAAAUACCGGAAAAUGGCCCAGGAGCUCUACAUGGAGCAGAAAAAUGAACGUUUGGAGUUGCGAGGAGGCGUGGACACGGACGAGCUGGACAGCAACGUGGAAGACUGGGAGGAGGAGACCAUCGAGUUCUUCGUCACCGAGGAGAUCAUCCCCCUGGGCAAUCCGGAGUGA